GGACUUAUAAAUUAAAAUUUGGAGCCAAGCAAGCACAAUAGUAUGAUAGUCCUCAAUAUGGAAGGAACACAACUAAAUUUGGCAUCAAUAUUUUUUGCUUUCCUACUAUAUCUAAGCUUAAAACAAAUCAUUACCAAAGCUCAAUCUCCAACAUAUGUGGGAGAUGACUGUAAUUACUCAAAACAACAGCCUCUUAGCAAUGCAUACCAAAAAAAUCUCAAUAGCAUCCUUUCAUAUCUGUCUAAUGAUUCAGCCACAAGCAAAGGUUAUAACUAUACCAGAAUAGGGGACAACACGACUAAAGGUGAUGCAGUGUAUGGUCUCUAUGAUUGCCGCGGCGAUGUGGUUGGAUACUUUUGUGAAUUUUGUGUCUCUUCUGCUUCCAGAGAAGUUCUUGGGCGCUGCCCGGAUAGAGAAUCUGCUACUAUAUUUUAUAGCUUCUGCAUUUUUAGGUACUCAAAUGAGAACUUCUUUGGGAAAGUAACAACAGACCCUUGGUGGAAUCAUUUAGGAACCAAAAACGUCUCUAGUGCGAUAGAGAUUCAGAAAGGCGGUGAUUUUAUGAAACGUUUGAUCAGAAAAGCAACUAAUGAGACCAACCAGUUGUACUAUAUGGAUGGUUUCAAUUUGAGUUCUACGGAGAGUAGGUACGGACUGGUUCAAUGCAGUAGAGAUCUUACAAAUGAAAGGUGCAGACAGUGUUUAGAGUUUAUGUUAGCAAAGGUUCGCACAUGUUGCGAACAUAAGUUGGGAUGGCAGGUUUCAUCUGCUAGUUGUCUGAUUAGGUAUGAUGAUUAUAUGUUCUAUCUGCUCCACGAUCAAUCACCUUCGGUACUUGUGCCUAAUCCACAAACAGCAAAUAAGAAGAGUACUAGUAAGUCAAGAAAGUUGAUCAUUGGCUUUAGUGUUGUUGGUAUAGUAAUUCUACUAUGUUCCACUCUAUAUUACUUCUGGUACAAGAAAAGAGUUAGAAAAGAUUGGCUGACACCUGCAUAUGAGGAAACACUUAAUGCAGAUUUGCCUACAAUUCCACUGAUCACAAUUCAACAUUCUACUGAUAACUUUUCAGAAACAUCUAAAUUAGGGGAAGGUGGAUUUGGAUCUGUUUAUAAGGGUAUUCUGCCAGAUGGAAGACAAAUAGCAGUAAAAAGGCUCUCAAAAAAUUCUGGUCAAGGCUCAGAGGAGUUCAAGAAUGAAGUAAUGUUUAUAGCUAAACUGCAACAUCGCAAUCUUGUAAGACUUUUGGCAUGCUGCUUGGAAGGAAAUGAAAAGCUACUUGUGUAUGAGUUUAUGCCGAAUGCAAGUCUCGACUUUCACCUGUUUGAUGAUGAAAAAAGAAAGGAACUUAAUUGGAAACUAAGUUUAAGUAUUAUCAGUGGAAUAGCAAAAGGUCUUUUAUAUCUCCACGAGGACUCUAGACUAAGGGUAAUUCAUAGAGAUCUGAAAGCUAGCAAUGUUUUACUAGAUCAUGAAAUGAAUCCCAAAAUAUCGGAUUUUGGAAUGGCAAGGGCAUUUGAAAUAGGUCAGAACCAGGCGAAUACAAGACGAAUAAUGGGCACCUAUGGAUACAUGGCACCAGAGUACGCAAUGGAAGGAGUAUUUUCUGUGAAAUCUGAUGUAUUCAGCUUUGGAGUACUAGUUUUAGAAAUCAUUAGUGGGAAAAAGAAUACCGGAUUCUAUCUGUCAGAACAUGGUCAAAGUCUUCUUGUAUAUACAUGGAAAAAAUGGUGUGAAGGUAACUGUUUGGAUAUUAUGCAUUCGGUAGUUGGAAAAACCUGUAUAGACAAUGAAGUUGUGAGGUGCAUAAACAUUGGUCUAUUGUGUGUUCAAGAAGACGCGGCAGAUAGACCAACCAUGUCAACUGUUGUUGUAAUGUUGGCUAGUGACACAAUGGCCCUUCCGAAACCGAAACAACCUGCAUUUUCAAUUGGAAGAAUGACCUCUGAUGACAAUUCUGCCUCGAAAAGUUCCAAGACGCCUUCCAUUAAUGAUGUAACAGUCUCAAACAUCUUACCAAGGUAAUGAAGGAAAUGAAGACUCUCAGGACUUGAGAAAUUAGAAAAAUUCAUAUUCAUAUAUCAUACACUAUGGUGUCAAUUAUCCAUGUAAUAUCAUCAAAUGAACAGCUACUAUAUGACACCAACUUCUACUGUAUGAACAAAACUAAUGUUGUUUGGUGCUGAACCGGUUUUCGACAGUUCAAAA
Molecule: messenger RNA, 2205 nt
Organism: Trifolium pratense (red clover)
Lineage: Eukaryota; Viridiplantae; Streptophyta; Magnoliopsida; Fabales; Fabaceae
Product: cysteine-rich receptor-like protein kinase 10
Exons: 7
Coding region: 43-2022 (659 amino acids)
Biological process (GO): protein phosphorylation
Molecular function (GO): protein serine/threonine kinase activity; ATP binding
Source: RefSeq, a predicted model, not a curated record